GGGACAGUGCUGAGUGUGUACAUACAUUGAGAUCGCACACGCCGGCCUUGAAAGUGAUUAUCGGCUGGAUCGACAUGUUUUCGGAACUGUAGAGGUGAUGUUUGCGGGGAGGAGCUUUGUCCAGGUGAAGUCGGAGCCCUGGAGCUCCAGGUGAUGCCAAGGCGGAUAGUAUUAGUCAUCGGCGUACCUGUGCCACACACCACCUACUUAGGUACCAUAGUAGGUCCAACAGUUCCAGGGAUACUUAGUGGACAGAGUAUAUCCUCUCCCUUGUCAACUUUAAUGCUGAGUUACGACCGUGGAGAGCGACCUACUGUCACUAAAAAAGGCAAACGCUUCUUUAGGCUACAUAUGAACCUAGGCCGAGCUUAGAGCAGCACUGCUGGAGUGAUAAUGCCAUUCAAGAUUUCCAGGGACUACUCGGCC
Messenger RNA from Westerdykella ornata, 426 nucleotides. RefSeq lists its product as uncharacterized. NCBI's taxonomy places the organism in Eukaryota, Fungi, Ascomycota, Dothideomycetes, Pleosporales, Sporormiaceae. The coding region runs from base 154 to 372 and encodes 72 amino acids. The record is from RefSeq and is a predicted model, not a curated record. The transcript has a single exon.